UUAGUGAAGUGAGAUACAACCAAGCACAAGAGAUAAAAAAAAAUGGCUAGUAUUUCAGGCACCAUAAUUAGUACCUCCUUCAUGCCAAGAAAACCAGUUGUGACGAGCUUCAAGGCAUUUCCAGCUAUCCUUGGGGUUAAAUAUGCAAAUGGUGGCAAAAUAACUUGUAUGGCUACAUACAAAGUGAAACUUAUCACACCUUCAGGAGCUGUAGAAUUUGAUUGUCCAGAUGAUGUGUAUAUUCUUGAUCAAGCUGAGGAAGAAGGACAUGAAAUUCCUUAUUCAUGCAGGGCAGGUUCUUGCUCAUCUUGUGCUGGUAAAAUUGUAUCUGGAAGUGUUGAUCAAUCUGAUGGAAACUUUCUUGAUGAUGAACAAAUAAGUAGUGGAUAUGUGUUAACUUGUGUUGCCUAUCCACAGUCUGAUGUUACCAUUGAAACUCACAAAGAGGAAGAACUCACAAGCUGAACUAAAUUUGGAGAAAAUUUUAUGUUUAUAAUGUGCUAAAGUUUAUAGUAUAUGUGAGUGUGAUUUUCUUCCAUUAUAAUGUGUAUAAUUGUCUGUUUUGUAGAUUUGUUUGUCGCUCGUUCGACAGAAUUUGGCUCGGUAAAAAGAGCUCGUUUUUAUUAAAUGUUCCACAAAUGUUUUUCUGAAUUUUAAACAUAUUACAUUAAUGUUUAAUUUUAUGUAUUCAUUUGG
Solanum lycopersicum (tomato) is the source of this 696-nucleotide messenger RNA. RefSeq names its product ferredoxin. Gene Ontology annotation, cellular component: chloroplast. The record is from RefSeq and is a predicted model, not a curated record. NCBI's taxonomy places the organism in Eukaryota, Viridiplantae, Streptophyta, Magnoliopsida, Solanales, Solanaceae. Gene Ontology annotation, biological process: electron transport chain. Gene Ontology annotation, molecular function: 2 iron, 2 sulfur cluster binding; electron transfer activity.